Messenger RNA from Guillardia theta CCMP2712, 1377 nucleotides. RefSeq lists its product as hypothetical. NCBI's taxonomy places the organism in Eukaryota, Cryptophyceae, Pyrenomonadales, Geminigeraceae. Gene Ontology annotation, molecular function: RNA binding. The coding region runs from base 1 to 1377 and encodes 458 amino acids. Gene Ontology annotation, biological process: mRNA splice site recognition; alternative mRNA splicing, via spliceosome; regulation of alternative mRNA splicing, via spliceosome. The record is from RefSeq and is a predicted model, not a curated record. The transcript is spliced from 20 exons. Gene Ontology annotation, cellular component: precatalytic spliceosome; catalytic step 2 spliceosome.
AUGAGCAGUGAAAUGACGAUCAUGAUACCAGGAUGCAUGAAUAAUGUCGCGGGAGGUUUACAAAAUCGAGACAGCAUGCAAGGAGGGUCAGAGCAAGCACGGAACCUCGAGGACGGUCUCACUCCCAAACAAAUUGAGGCCAUACGAGCGGCAAAGGCGGUGCAUGCGGCGAAGACGGCAAUGGCGAUGGCGAAAGUCAGCGUCCCAGUGGUUAACCCGCUGCUAGGUUUGACAGUGAUUGCGCAACUGGCGCUGGUAACGAUAGCAGGCAUGGUGAAGCCGCCGCAGCGAAAUCGGCUGUAUGUGGGGAGCUUGCACUUCGACCUCAAGGAAGCCGAUGUCCGCGCCAUCUUCCAGCCGUUUGGGCCCAUCAAGACGAUAGAAAUGUCGUAUGAGCCAACCACCGGGAAGUCCAAGGGAUAUGCUUUCAUAGAGUACAUGAAUGAUGCUCAAGCCGACGCGUGUGAGAAGGCGAUGGAUGGCUUCAUGAUUGCUGGCAGACCCAUCAAAGUCGGCAGACCGCACAAUACAGUCUCCGCCAACGCACCUGUGCAUCGAAGACUAUUCUUCCUCCUCAACUUCUCGUCAGUCGACCUCCAGCCAUGGCCCCCCUCGCUGCCGCAGCAAGCGGCACUUGCAGCGCAGAAAGCGCAAGCCCAGCCGCUGAAUACACCAGUCGCGGGCCCUCCAGCUCGAAUUUACAUUGGCUCCGUCCUCUUCGACGUGAAGGAGUCAGAGGUCAAGCAGAUCUUUCAAGUUUUCGGGAGCAUCAAGCAGAUCUCGAUGAUUCCGAACCCUGAGAACGGGAAGCACAAGGGCUACGGAUUCAUCGAGUAUGAGAAGCAUGACGACGCCGUGCAGGCCAUCCAGGCUAUGAACGGCUUCCAGCUGGCCGGCAGGCCACUAAAGGAGGAUAAGACCAGCAACCCGAUCAUUGUAGCAGCAGCGAAUGCCAUCGCAGAUAAGGUCACAACAAGCCUUGUGACAAGCUCGUCAAACGACAUCACAACAGUAGAGGACGAAGAGAACUUGAGUGUAUCAAGCGUCCUGCAGCGCAAAGAGAUCAUGUGCAAGCUAGCAAAUCGACCUUCUCGGGUUGUCCUGCUGAAGAACAUGGUGGAGCCCGAGGACGUCGACCCGCUGCUGGAGCAGGAGAUUGCAGAAGAAUGCUCCAAGUUCGGAAAAGUCAACAAGGUUCUCAUCGUCACCAUGGUGGAGCAAGGAUCUCGUCUGGUCAAAGUGUUUGUAGAGUUUGGGGAUCAGGAAGCGGCCACCAAGGCUGUAGCGCGACUCGACAAGCGAUGGUUCGGAGGAAAGAUUGUAAAUGCGAGUACAUAUGAGGAGGAAAGGUUCGUUCGACAAGACUUGUCGGGUUGA